Messenger RNA from Elaeis guineensis (African oil palm), 1390 nucleotides. RefSeq lists its product as uncharacterized. The record is from RefSeq and is a predicted model, not a curated record. Lineage: Eukaryota; Viridiplantae; Streptophyta; Magnoliopsida; Arecales; Arecaceae. Gene Ontology annotation, cellular component: mitochondrion. Gene Ontology annotation, molecular function: prostaglandin-E synthase activity.
UUUCUCGUUUCCGGCCCUGUGGGCAACGCGCCGCAAAAUCCCCAGGGUUGAGUCACCGACUCAAGCCCCUCUUCGCUUCUGUAGAGCUCUUCGAAGAUUUAUAUAGGUCGAGAGAGAUCGAGAGAGAUCCAACGACGAAGAUGAGAAGGGCUCCGAUUGUUUUCUCCACUCUUCUCUCCGGGAAUCUUCUUCCUUCUUCUUCCACCGCCAUGGCGGCGGCGGAGCGGACGCUUCUCCGCACGGUGCUGUACAGCACCGCCGCCACAUCGCCGCGGUCGCGGUGGUGGUCCUCUCCUUCUCCCGCCGCUUCCUUCCCUUCGAAAUCCGUCUCCGUUGGACUCGCGGGGGCUCUCUCCUUCUCGCUGACCCUGGUCACGGCAGCGGAGGCCAAGGAGCGGCUCUCCCCCGAGCUUUUUCCCAAAAACGUCGUCCUCUACCAGUACGAGGCCUGCCCCUUCUGCAACAAGGUUAAAGCUUUUUUAGAUUAUUAUGACAUACCAUACAAAAUUGUGGAGGUCAACCCCUUAAGUAAGAAGGAGAUCAAGUGGUCUGAUUAUAAAAAGGUUCCAAUAUUGGUUGUGGAUGGUGAGCAGCUGGUUGACUCGUCAGAUAUUAUUAACAAGUUAAGCCAUAGGCUUCAUCCUGAUAACUCUGCUGUUGAUGAGGAGGAAGCAAAGUGGCGUAGGUGGGUUGAUGAGCAUCUUGUUCAUGUAUUAUCACCAAACAUAUACCGGACUACUUCAGAGGCGCUGGAAUCCUUUGAUUACAUAGCCAAACAUGGCAACUUUAGCACUACGGAGAGGUUUACAGCAAAAUAUGCUGGGGCUGCUAUCAUGUACAUAAUUUCCAAGAAGUUAAAGAAGAAGCAUAACAUCACUGAUGAGCGUGCUGCUUUGUACGAAGCUGCAGAAACAUGGACCAAAGCUCUUAACGGAAGAGAUUUUCUCGGAGGAUCCCAACCUAAUUUAGCAGAUCUUGCUGUAUUUGGUGUUCUAAGACCUAUCCGAUACCUAAAGGCUGGUAGAGACAUGGUGGAGAACACACAAAUUGGUGAAUGGUACCAAAGGAUGGAAACUGCUGUCGGAGAGCCUGCAGGAACAAAGGCAUAGAAUGAUCUUCCAAAGUUUUAUCUUUACUUUUGUACGACCAUUAUUUGAUUUGCCAUAAAAGAAGCACAUCAAGUUCUUAAUGUGCUGUGGCUAUUGUGAGCCGUUCAAAUUUUGAUCGUUGCAUGAGAUAUAGCAAAUAGGCAGAACUAAUUUCGUGAGCUGAAUGAUAAUAUUUGGUUGUUUCCAUGAUGGACGGCAUUUCUACUUAUUUAUAAAAUAUUAAAACAAUUUGACGUGUUCUUUGUUUUGUAUUUUAUGGAACCAUUUGAUUUGAGAUUGAU